AACUAAAUUUAAUAAGAAUGGGAAACGCCGGAUCCGCGCCAUCGAAAACUCGGAAGGAGCGGAGGAAGGAAACCAACGACGGCGUAGAUGAUCGUACCGGGAAGAGCAGGAAAGUCGUGAACGGUACGGAGGCGCGCAUCAGAAAAGAGUUGCUGAAGUAUCGAACCACUAAUCCCUUCAUCAUCUUUUUCUUGCGAUUACGCGGCAAGAAGCCGAAGGAGCACGUAACCGUGAUCGCGCGAGCGGCGGGUAAAUUGUGGACUCGGAUGACUCCCGAGCAGAGGAAAAAGUACAUCGAUUUGGCGAACGCUGAGAGGAAACGGCGCGAGGAAAGAACUAGAAAGCGAAAGCAUAGAAGAAGAGAGACUAAACGAAGAAGUUCGAAGUGAUUAAAUUGUAUCCAAGCUCGUAUUUUUCAUUCCUUUUUAUUUGUUAGUAGUCUUUUUUUAGAUCUAUGUACAAUAAAUAUUGAUGUAUUUUUUACACUAUUCAUAACUUUUUCUUAUCGUAUAAUAGUUACGCUAAAAAUUAGGCAAAUACUUGCCCCUCGCUCUCUUAUAGUCUCGUCU
Megachile rotundata (alfalfa leafcutting bee) is the source of this 569-nucleotide messenger RNA. RefSeq lists its product as uncharacterized. The record is from RefSeq and is a predicted model, not a curated record. Lineage: Eukaryota; Metazoa; Arthropoda; Insecta; Hymenoptera; Megachilidae.